AUGGGUAAGAGCACCAAGCCCGCCGCGGCGCCGCCGGACACCAUUUCGCUGCACCGCAAGCUCGACCCCAUCUACGAGUGCGUCGACACCGGGCAGAACAAGGCGGCGCUGAAGCUCAUCGGCGAUCUGCUCAAGAAGUACCCGACGCUGCAGAUCGCGCGAGUGCUCAAGGGGAUCACGCUGAGCCGCAUGGGCAUGGAGGACCAGGGGAUGGAGCUGUGCGAGGAGGUCCGUGCCGAAGGUCCCGCCGACGACACAGUCCUCAACACCCUCGCGCUCUUCUACAAGAACGUCGGUGCCGCCCAGCAGCAGGUUGAGAUGUUCGAGCAGGCGUCCGAGAGGGACCCCCGCAACUCCGAGCACCUCACCCUCCUGUUCCAGGCCUACGCGAGGGCUUACGACUUCGUCAAGCAGCAGCAGUGCGCUAUGAAGCUAUACAGGCUCACGAACAACCCCAAGCACGUCAUGUGGGCCAUCUGCGCCAUGCUCAUGCAGGCUGACGCCAACCCCACCGCGCUGGCGCUCGCCGCCGGGUUGUGCUCCAAGCUGGAGGCGAAAGGGUCCAUCGCCGACAGGGAGAGCCUCCUGGUGUACGCCAGGGUGCUGCGAGAGAGCGGCCAAGGGGAGAAGGCUCUGGAGCUGCUCGAGGGAGACCUCGGCGAGAGGCUGUUGCCGAUGGCGGCUGAGCGCGCCGUCCUCUGCGCGACGCAGGCGGCGGCGCUCGGGAAGACGGAGACCGCGGCCACUCACUGGCGAGCGGUGUUGACCCACGCCCCCGACGAUUGGGCCGCGAUGUCCCAGGUGCUGGACAUCGCGAUGCCCACGACGAGGGCGGCGGCGGCGCACAAGCCGCAGGUGCCCGCGGGGGGUACCAGGAUGUUAGUCCGUUCGCACUCCGUCGGCGGCGCGGGCGUCGCGAAGGUUUCUUCCGAAGGUUUCCGGAGCGACGACGAAACCGUCGCCGAACUACUCGGUCGAGUGUCCAUCGGCGAUGGACGGCCGGACAGAGCGCAGGCGAUCGAGCGGGGGCGGACGGUGUCGGCGCAAGUUCGCGCGGCGGCGGACGCGCUCGGGGGCGCCCCGACGGUUGGCCGCGGUGCGUACCUCCUCGACGCGGAAUUCGCGUGGCGAGCGGCGCAACUCGGGGAUGACGAAUCGAAGCUCGGGGACGCGAUGAUGUCGUACUGGGCGGACUUUGGGCAUUGGACGAGCUGCGCGAGGGAUCUGCGGCCGUACUGCGACGCGAUUGUACGGACGAACGCGCGGGUUGCGCGGGAGUUUAGCGACCAAUUCGUCGAUGCUGCGUCGGCGAUGCCCGAGCCGGAAGACGGAGGGAAGGAAGCGCAACGCCAUUUGCGCCGAGUCAUCGCCGCGCACGCGAUCGCCUCGCAGCUCGGGCGGUGCGGUGGCUCGUGGCGCGUCGCCCCGGGCGACCGCGACGCGCCGUUCGGGCUCGCGCGUCCGAGCCUCGGGCGCGGCGAGGGCCGCGGACGCGCGGCGGCGGCGAUGGAGUUGUAUCGGAAAAGUAAGAGUACCUUCGCCGGGCCGGAUCCGCGCGAGCCGACCCCGGCGGACACGGCGGCGCUCCUCGCGAUGCAGGCGCUGUGCGCGGAGGCAACGGGCCACUUAUUAAGGGGAGGGCGCGAUGAAAACGGUUCUAACGGUUCUCUGAUAGAGGCGGCGACGUCGCUUCUCGCGGCGGCGGCUGUUGCAGAGGAGGGCGUGUCCACGAGCCCCAACCACGCGGAGCUUCGCCUCGGUUUGACCUCGGUGUACGCCCUCCUCGGCGCGGCGACCGCGGCGCGGGACGUGUUCGCGCCCCUGGACGUCAAGAACAUCCAGAUGGACUCCAUGAUCCACCACGUGCUCCCCAUCGCGGAGGGCGGCGCGUCGCCGCAGGUGACUUUCCGAGUCACGCAGUUUGCGGAUAACCUGCGCAACGACGCCCGACGCGACGUUCCCGACGGAUGCGUCAAGGCGUACGAGAACGGGAUCUACACCAAGGCGUUGGAGUACGUGGACUUCCACGAGCGCCUGCGCGCGUCGCACUCGCUGGCGGCUGCGACGGUGGCGAGGGUCAGGGCGACGCUGCGGGAAACGUUGUGUGGCGGCGGCGUGACGGUGCGCGACUGCGAAAAGAAGGGACCCGUGGCAGGCGUGACCGGUCCGGUGAUGGGCGCGUUGGACGCCGCGGCGAAAGCGUGCCAGUCCCUGAUCGCACAGAACACGAGGUACAACGAGGACCUCGGCACGAACCCGGUUUGGCAUCCGCCGCACCACGGCGCGAACUCCCUCGCCGUCCCCGACUGGUGGAUGACUAAAAUCGCUGUGGACCUACCUUCCGGGUGCGCCGUGGCCGUCGCCGGUGUACACGACGCGGGCGCGGGCGGCGGCGCGUCCGUCGCGCACCGCGCGGGUUGGCGCGCGGCGAUUCGCAGGCGGUGCGCGGAAAUCCACGCGCUCCACCGCGCGGCGGCGAUUUCGUCACCCGACGCGGCGUCCCCGUCGCCCGGGCUCAACGUCCUCGCCGCGGUUCGGGCCAUCGAGACGCUGCGCGAAGAACCGAGCGACGCCAACGCGCUCGCGGACGCGGCGGUAGCGCUCGCGCCGGUGACUGCCGACGCCGACGCGGUCAGCGACGCCAUGCUCGCGGCCGUCGCGUCGCUCCUCCGCCUCGGGGGGACGGCGGAGUGUAGGGAGGAGGACGUCGUCGCCGCGACCCGCUCGCUCGACGCGUUCGCCGCCGCGUUCGCGUCGCUGUGCGCGCGCGCGUCGGCGGGCGUCCGGGCGGAUGAUGACGCGGUGGCUCGCGCGGCGAACGGCGCCGUUCCUUUCGCGUUUUACGCCGUCGCGGACGCCGGCGUCGGCGCGACGGUGGCGCUUCAGUCGUGGGCGGCGGCGGUCCAGGGUAAGGGUCAAAACGGCGGUAGUAACGGUCAAAACGGUAGGCGGGCCGCGGGGGACCCCGCGCUCGUCGCCGCGGUCCGGUCCGCGGCGUCAUCCGCGGCGGACGCCAUCGCCGGGGUGGUGGACGCGGCGGUGCACGCGUGCGUGGGGUCGUCGGAGGUUGAAGACGCGAGGCGCGUGUUCGGCGCCAUGGACGAGUGGUGCGGGGUGGAGGAGCGAAGCGGCGGUAGGUUGCUCAGCUCGGGAUACGCGGCCGAGGCGGCGAAGAAGGUGGUGGCGUCGCACAGAUCGACGCUGGGCGCGGUGAGGGAUCACGGCGAGAGGCUGGUCGCGCAGCUUCGGGUCGUGGCGAACUCCGUGGAGAGGUGA
Micromonas commoda is the source of this 3276-nucleotide messenger RNA. RefSeq lists its product with no specific name. The record is from RefSeq and is a predicted model, not a curated record. Gene Ontology annotation, cellular component: NatB complex; cytoplasm. The coding region runs from base 1 to 3276 and encodes 1091 amino acids. Gene Ontology annotation, biological process: N-terminal peptidyl-methionine acetylation. Gene Ontology annotation, molecular function: protein binding; protein-N-terminal amino-acid acetyltransferase activity. Lineage: Eukaryota; Viridiplantae; Chlorophyta; Mamiellophyceae; Mamiellales; Mamiellaceae. The transcript has a single exon.